Messenger RNA from Dracunculus medinensis (Guinea worm), 1371 nucleotides. Lineage: Eukaryota; Metazoa; Nematoda; Chromadorea; Rhabditida; Dracunculidae. The record is from the annotation of a GenBank genome assembly.
AUGAACAUUAGUUGUGUGGCUAUAUAUCUAUUAUUUUAUUUUAUCUAUUUUGUUUCAUGCACCGAUGAAUGGUCGAAGUACCACAAUUAUGAAGAUCUUGUAUCUAAGCUUAUUGAUAUACAUAAACAAUGUCCUAAAUAUACUGAAGUGAAAUCUAUUGGAGAAAGUGUUGAAGGUCGACAACUAUUAGUUAUUCAGUUUUCAACUCGACCUGGAGGUCACCAACUUUUAAAACCUGAAGUGAAAUACAUUGGUAACAUGCAUGGCAAUGAAGCGAUUGGUAGAGAAUUACUAUUGCGCUUGGCAGCGUAUCUUUGCGAUGGUAUUAAUAGAAAUGACGACGAGAUCAUGGAAUUAUUAAAUACGACCUCGAUUCAUAUUCUCCCAUCAAUGAAUCCCGACGGAUUUGAACUUGCAUAUAUGGCGGAUAGGAACGAAAGAGGAUGGCUUUUAGGACGAGGAAAUGCGAACGGAGUUGACCUCAAUCGAGACUUUCCUGAUCUUGACAGCAUUUAUUAUUCAUUGGAGAAGCAAGGGAUUCCCCGUUAUGAUCAUAUACUUGGCCUUUUUGAUGACGACAAAAGAGAGUAUCAGCCGGAAACUAGAGCAGCUGUUAGAUGGAUUCUUUCGAUUCCAUUCGUUCUUUCAGCCAAUCUUCAUGAAGGUGAUUUGGUUGCAAACUAUCCUUUUGAUGCAUCAAAAUAUCCUGGUAUCAAUGACUAUGCUAAAUCACCGGAUGACCAAACAUUCAGAUAUCUAGCAGAAGUUUAUGCAAAAAAUCAUGCAUCAAUGGCUAAGAAAGAUCAUACAUCGUGUGAUGGUCGUGCGAAAGAUGCCUUUGCAAAACAAGGAGGAAUAACUAAUGGCGCUCAAUGGUACUCAGUGUCAGGAGGCAUGCAAGAUUUCAAUUAUUUAGCAACAGACGCUUUCGAAAUUACACUGGAACUUUCAUGUGAUAAAUUCCCCACCGAGUCGAAAUUGCCUACUUUUUGGAGAGAAAACAAAAAAGCACUUAUCGAAUUUCUUCGACAGGCGCACAUUGGUAUAAAGGGUGUUGUCUCAGAUAGACUUACUGGUGAACCGAUUUCUGGUGCAAUCGUAUGGGUUUGGAAUGGCACCGACAAUUCGCCAAUCAAGCACUCUGUCACAACGUGUAUGGGGACAACUGGUGAUUAUUUUCGAUUGCUUACUCCAGGAUAUUACGAAAUUAUGGUAAUGGCUGACGGAUACGAACCUGCUAUAAGGAAAGUAAACGUUACAAAUUCAAAUCAUGCCUCAGCGCAAAUCGUUAAUAUUGAUUUGGCUUCCAUUACACCGCUCUAUGGAAUUGAUGAGAACGGUAAUGAAAUGAUGAGCGAAUUAUUUGAAUAA